AUUCCCCUCGGGUCUUCACUUUGAGUCAUUUAGAAGACGAGCGUGCAUCCCCGUUGUAAUUGUUUUGUGCCGAGUGAAUGGCUGGUUCAGUUGGAGGGAACGCGAGCUCGAACGCGGGUGUGGAGUGGCACGUGCGUCCUCCAAACCCUAAGAACCCCAUCGUCUUCUUCAAUGUCACCAUCGGUAACAUUCCCGCCGGUCGAAUCAAGAUGGAGCUCUUCGCCGACAUUGCGCCCAAAACCGCCGAGAAUUUCAGGCAGCUUUGCACUGGGGAGUACAGGAAAGCAGGACUUCCUGUUGGUUACAAGGGUUGUCAAUUUCAUAGAGUUAUUAAGGAUUUUAUGAUUCAGGCCGGUGAUUUUGUAAAGGGUGAUGGUAGUGGAUGUGUUUCCAUCUAUGGACUCAAGUUUGAUGAUGAAAACUUCACCGCCAAACACACUGGCCCUGGCCUUCUGUCAAUGGCAAAUAGCGGGCCAAAUACCAAUGGUUGUCAGUUCUUUAUAACAUGCGCAAAAUGUGACUGGCUUGACAAUAAGCAUGUCGUUUUUGGGAGAGUGCUAGGAGAUGGUCUUUUGGUUGUCAGGAAGAUUGAGAAUGUAGCAACAGGACCCAAUAACCGACCAAAAUUAGCUUGUGUCAUUGCUGAGUGUGGUGAAAUGUAACUUUUAAAGCAAAUUCACUAACAAACAAUAGUUAUCUAAGCAAAGUUGAUUGAAUCCCUCCGCAGCAACUGCACUUACUAUACAGAUGUGAGCUUUCUACACAAAUAUUUCUAUGGCUUGAAACUAAACAUAUAAGGGAUUUUUCUGUAAGGCUGGAUAAUAUAUCAUGACUUAGUUGAAUAGCCAGCUAAUUGAAUGAUCAUGCUUCGGAAUGGUAGAAUAUAUUACUAUGAUGAAUCCUUUUUUCCCAAAAUCAUCAAGCACAUGCAGUUG
Cajanus cajan (pigeon pea) is the source of this 935-nucleotide messenger RNA. RefSeq names its product Cyclophilin-like peptidyl-prolyl cis-trans isomerase family protein. Gene Ontology annotation, biological process: protein folding; protein peptidyl-prolyl isomerization. Gene Ontology annotation, cellular component: intracellular membrane-bounded organelle; cytoplasm. The record is from RefSeq and is a predicted model, not a curated record. Gene Ontology annotation, molecular function: peptidyl-prolyl cis-trans isomerase activity; cyclosporin A binding. Lineage: Eukaryota; Viridiplantae; Streptophyta; Magnoliopsida; Fabales; Fabaceae.